Molecule: messenger RNA, 3018 nt
Organism: Drosophila melanogaster (fruit fly)
Lineage: Eukaryota; Metazoa; Arthropoda; Insecta; Diptera; Drosophilidae
Exons: 2
Coding region: 79-1068 (329 amino acids)
Cellular component (GO): nucleus
Source: RefSeq, marked reviewed
GCGUUAGUACAUUCGGGUGAAGAGUAUGUAAAAAUCAAAACAACAUAAACUAAUGUGUUUUAAUUUGAUUAUUCUCAAAUGACUGAAGUACAAUAUAAAGAGGCCGAGAUCUUGGCUCUACUACCACAUACAUAUGAGGAUGAGGAGCUGUCCUUAAACACAGAAGAGCUACAGUUCGAGGAACUCAAUGAGAGAAGCCAGCACCAGCAAGGCGGAUCUCCGUCCUUCGUCUGCAGACGCUGUCCAGCGCUAUUCCUCACCAGGGAGGAGUUGGCCGCCCAUCGGCCCACACACCGAUACCAGGGUGGACAGCAAACGCCCGCGUCGGAGCAUGCCUGCGACGCGUGUGGAAGGGUCUUCCAAAAGCACAACGCCCUUGUGGAUCACAUGAAUGCCCACAACGACGUGCGGAACUAUCCGUGUCCCGAGUGUCCGGCGCGCUUUGUGCAGCGCAGCAAUAGGGAGUGUCACCUGAAGAACGUUCAUCGGAAGGUGUACCUGCACUCCUGUCCAGAACCGGGCUGCAAGAAGCGUUUCCAGCAGAGGCGGGAGUGUGAUCAGCAUGUGAAGACGGUCCACCAGAAUGAGCGGAACCUCGUUUGCGACACCUGCAGUGCCCGCUUCAGCCAUCCUGUAAAUUAUAGAAAGCACUUGGCGUCCCAUGGCUCCGCGAAGAGCUACGGCUGUCCGAUCUGUGGAAAGCUCUUCGGACGGCCCGAAAACAGGGAUGUUCAUCUCUUCGUCCAUAGUAUCUGUAAGGCCUAUAUAUGCUCCGUCUGCGGAGCAGAUUAUAUGCGGCGCAAUCAGUUGAUACGCCAUGGCUUGGCCAGUGGCCACCACAACGAUCCGAUUGUCCGCCAAAAACCGCAGUUUAGUCCGGCCCUUGCUGCGAAGAAUCGAAGCCAGAGAAGCGCAAUAGACGAGUCCCAGGACGAGGAGCUCCAAUGGCUGAAAGGAGUUGACGCCCUCGACAGCGCAGGAUACCUGGAGAAUUCACAAUUUUCGAACACCGGCAAGAUGACUGCCAUAUUUGCAGAGGACGAAAACGAAAGCGAGUUAUUCAAUUGAAUAUGCAUUGAGUAAGAAGUACCAGCAGUGUGGUAUUGACCAUCUAGGUGCUUAAUCAGCAUACUAAGUAGGAACAGCUUAGUUCGAAUGAAAAAACGAAUGUAAUUGUAAAUAUGAAAACUGAACAAUUAGGUCAUAAUAAUUAGCAAUAUUUACUUAGAUAUCUAUACUGCAUUAUAUGUAGAUGUACAUAUGUAUCUAUUGUACGGAAAGAGUCGAAAACUGAAAAAUUGAAUCUACAGACUUGGCUUUGGCAGAAAACGCCAUUAAUUAAUGAAUGAUAACAUGCAAAAAUGAUUACCGCAUGCAAAACAUGAACCGGAGACGUCGGUCAAAAAGUAACAACACAACAAAGAAAUGAAUGAAAAGUGAAUGUCGCUGCUGCUCUUGCACUUUAAUAAAAAAUGUGAAAUGAAAUGUUGGUAUCGCCGGUCGCCCCUCCUGCCACCACUGCCCAGAAAGCGCACGGAGUGGGUUGGGAAUUAACAAAAAUCAGGCGUUAAGCCCAUAAAUAACCGAAUCGCGACGGGGAAAACAUAAAAGUGUAGGGGAUUAACAACUGGUUACAGCCAUAACGAUGAAAUGAAAUUAUUUAACACCUUUUUCACGGCUCAUUUCGCUGCUAAUGUGCGAGCAAAUUUGACCCACGCCUUUGACUGCUCUCGAUUCCCCAGUUAAUAGAUCUAUCAUCAGCCCACCGAUUGCUGUCCAAUGCAGCUUAUCAACUCAACCCCCCCCCCCCCCCUCUGCAUUGUUCACAUCUGUCACAUUUGCAGCCCUUUGUUAACUGUCAUACGAAACUAUCUAAUUUAUUGCUGCGGCCGGCCUUUCAAUUGUUGUGGCUGACUGAACUUGUCGACACAGUUAGGCUUCCAAGAAAGAAAGAAAGAAGAUUGCCCGCGGGGGCUUACAUAACACCUGACCCUGCCCGAAAAUAUAUUUUUGGGGGAUUACCUCAGCCCCAGUCCGAGUGACUCUCUGACUUUAGUGGUGUGACCCCAGCAGGGAACCGGAACCCUCCACAAAGGCCUUCCAUAUACAGCCGCCUGUGGAAUAUGUUCUAUAUCUCGAACUAUAUCGUCUCUGAUCUCUAAUGUCUGAUUAGCUUGGCCGCUCCCAUUCACAGAAAUAACUAUUUCCCACCCCAGGGGGUCUGAAUGGCUCAGUACAAUGAGUUCGAGUCAGGUUGGAAAACCAUGGAAAACUAUGCAGAUCUGUUUCCUUUUCUUCCUAAGCCACGUCUCGCUGGGCGAACUCUGACCACUUCCGCAGCGAAUGUGAUUCUCAAUCAGGCGCUCAAGUUCACUUCUCAGCGUGGGUCAAGUUAUCCAAGAGCCUUCCAGAUGAGGAGAUUAUGAUCAUGAUCAUGAUCACUAAUCCGAUCCGAUUUGAGACGAGGCGAUCAGAGCCCAUCAAGCUGUCAUCCUUUCACUUUCGCUGUGUCUUGUGUACUUUGAUGUAGGUCAGCGACUUAAGGAUCAAAUGCCCGAACUGGUCGAACCGCAAAGAUUGCGCAACAGAGAUUGGAAUGGAAAAUGGGAUGAAGUUGAAGUUAUGAUUAACAUGGAAGCAGAGUGAGAGGCGGCGGCCAGUGCGUUGACCAUCCAUCACGCGGCGGUGAAUGGUGCAACUGGGGGAUAGGCAAGCGGAACCAGCGGAUGGCAUCCACUUGAUCGCAUUUGUGAACACGUUGUGAACACGUUGUGAACUCAAGACGCCUCCUUUUAACUUGUAUUCUAAUUCAGCAGGUCUAAUUCAGUUAGCCUGGGCAGCCCAAGCCCAUUCGACUCAUUGCCAUGCCAGCGUCGUUUUGGAAGCUCCACUCCCUACGCUGCUCCACGCCUCCCACGACAGCCGUCCACUCUUUAGUUUGAUAUAGUUUCACGCAUCAAAUGCGAAUCACAAUUUUUAAGCGAAAUCCGAAAUCGAACCAAUUUGUAACCACAAAUC